CACCCGCUGGUCAACAUCUUCUAGUCUUCACAAUCAACAAAGAAGCAAAGGAGAUGGAUCGCAACGCCAUGGUUAUUAUCACAGCUUCUAGCAAACUAGUACAUGUGUUUAGUUUAUCACCAAGACAAGGAUCAUUCGGUCUGCACAACUUGCCGGUCAGUGGUACAAGUCUUGAAAGUUUGUGCCCACAAGUUCCCACCUGUACCGCUACCAACUCCAAGUACCGCACAGCUGAUGGAUCUUGCAACAACCUCGCUAAGCCAUCCUGGGGCAUGAGCAACACACCCAACCAGAGGAUCUUACCACCAACUUAUGAAGAUGGAGUGUUUGAGCCAAGAGCCACAGCAGCUGAUGGUUCUCCUCUUCCCGGUGUGCGUCACAUAAGCAGUAAUGUUUUAUUAGACGUGAACAAGCCAGACGAGAUCCACACCUCGUCCCUCAUGGUGUGGGCACAGUUUAUUGACCACGAACUUGCUCAUGUUCCUUUCCCUACUAUGGAUAAUGGAGAAGGAAUUCAAUGCUGCCCUAACGGAACACUGGCACCCGCGGCCCUGCGUCAUCCUAGAUGUAUGCCCAUUGAUCUUACUGGUGACGCCUUCUAUGGUCCCCAAGGCAGAACCUGCAUGAACUUUGUCAGGAGUAUGGUCGCCGUGGGCGCUGGAUCAGAAUGUGUCUUUGGUUAUGCCGAGCAGCUGAACCAAAUAACACACUGGAUAGACGGGUCUGUCAUUUACGGCUCCACUGCUGACCAGAUGCACAACUUAAGAGCAUUAAGGAACGGACUCAUGAAAACCUCUGGUAACAACCUUCUACCCAUUAAUAGCGACCAGAGCAGAAAUUGCGCGGCUCGGAUACGUGGAGCUCUGUGUUUCAUGGCAGGUGACUCACGAGUGAACGAGCAGCCUGGCUUGACCGCCAUUCACACCCUGUGGUUGAGACAACACAACCGUGUAGCAGAAGAACUUCAGAAACUGAACCCCCAGUGGUCGGACGAAGCUGUCUUCCAGGAGGCCCGCAGGAUCAUCGUUGCCCAGGAACAACACAUUUUUUUUCAACGAGUGGCUCCCCAUCAUCAUAGUUUCAUGUUAUCAGUGUACCACAAACAAGCCGCGAGAAGAAAUAAGUAUGAAUUAUUCGUCUUACUUUCGGGAAAGGACUUUAUGAGAACCUACGGUCUAAGUACACUUAGAUCAGGCUUCAGCAACGACUACAACCCCAGCAUCAAUCCUAACAUGAACAAUGAAUUCUCCGCAGCAGCCUUCAGGUUUGGACACAGCAUGGUGCAAGGAACUAUCCGAUUGUUUACUCGGGAUGGCGGUGUUGACACCGUCAGGCUCCGCGAUCACUUUAACUCUCCUCAUCUUAUAUGAGUUAGAGAAUCGACUGGACGACCUUGUUCGAA
Cherax quadricarinatus is the source of this 1402-nucleotide messenger RNA. The record is from RefSeq and is a predicted model, not a curated record. NCBI's taxonomy places the organism in Eukaryota, Metazoa, Arthropoda, Malacostraca, Decapoda, Parastacidae.